AUGCACUCCAAGAUCCUCUGGCUGAGGAGCCCAACAAUACUCAGUAACCAGCUCAGGCGAUCCUCUAGCUCCUCAACUACGCAUCAUGGCUUUCAACAGCGUUCGGCUACCGUCAAAAAGUCGCCGUUGGCGGUCUUGCCGACGAAGAGCCUCCUCUAUUCCGUGAUUUUCACUUCCAUAAUGUCGUCGCCCCUACUCGUGCCCUGCCUGGGAUUGCUCAAGUAUGUGAUUGAGUCCAAGUCAUCGUUGAUUCAUCCGUCCAGAAAUCCACUCAUGCGCUACUUUCUGCGCAAGACGAUUUACAACCACUUUUGCGCUGGGGAAAACGAGGCGGAGGUUCGUCGUUCGGUCCAGAAGAUGAAAUCCCUUGGCUAUAAGGGGGUGACUUUGGGAUACGCUCGCGAAUCGGUUGUGCAGAUUGACGUCAAGGACCCGGCCACAUCUGAAGCUGCAAAACAAGAAGCGAUAGACAGCGCCGUGGAUGAAUGGAAGGAAGGGAACCUGCGGACACUUAGAAUGAUAGGAGUCGGCGACUGUAUGAAUGUAAAAUUCACCGGGGCUGGCCCAGUUGCUGUUGAAGCUCUCAAACGGGGAGAUCAGAUUCCACCGCCGCGAAUGCACGCAGCGAUCUUGGAGAUCUGUGCGACAGCUGCAGCACAGGGAUCCCGCCUGUGGAUUGAUGCGGAACAACAGAUCUUCCAACAGACCAUUGACAACUGGACUAUCGAUUUGAUGAGGCAGUUCAAUCGUCAAGGCAAGGUGGUCGUCUUCAACACCAUCCAGGCAUAUCUCAAAGCGUCAACGGAGAAUGUCAGCCGCCAUCUCUCUCUUGCACAAGCAGAAGGAUGGUCGCUCGGGAUCAAGCUCGUUCGAGGAGCGUACAUCGCCCAUGAUUAUCGCUCGCGGAUCCACGACACCAAAGCCGGGACGGACGCCAACUACAACCACAUCGUGCAGUCCCUGCUCACGCGACAAUACCCCACCGGCGAUUCAGUGGCCCCGCACCAUUUUCCCAAAACCCAGUUGUUUGUCGCGUCGCAUAACGCGCAGAGCGUGCGGCAGGCCUAUUCGCUGGCACGGUACCGGCUGCAAAACAGGCUCCCAACGAUUCCAAUCGACAUUGUACAGCUGCAGGGCAUGGCAGACGAGCUAAGCUGCGAGAUAUUGGCAUACAACUCAAGCGACAGCAGCGGCAAGGGUGAGAAGGCUGCUCUGCCAGGUGGGUUCAAGUGUCUUGCGUGGGGGUCACUGGAAGAGUGUCUUCACUUCCUCCUGCGUAGAGCGAUUGAAAACCAGUCUGCCAUGGAACGAACACGGGACACGGCCAUUGCAUUGCGGAGGGAGGCAUGGAGGCGUAUUGGGUGGUCUGCAUGA
Messenger RNA from Aspergillus nidulans FGSC A4, 1374 nucleotides. RefSeq names its product putative proline oxidase Put1. Bases 1 to 1374 code for a protein of 457 amino acids. The record is from RefSeq and is a predicted model, not a curated record. The transcript is spliced from 2 exons. Gene Ontology annotation, molecular function: proline dehydrogenase activity; oxidoreductase activity, acting on the CH-NH group of donors, quinone or similar compound as acceptor. Lineage: Eukaryota; Fungi; Ascomycota; Eurotiomycetes; Eurotiales; Aspergillaceae. Gene Ontology annotation, biological process: L-proline catabolic process.